Molecule: messenger RNA, 1026 nt
Organism: Neoarius graeffei (lesser salmon catfish)
Lineage: Eukaryota; Metazoa; Chordata; Actinopteri; Siluriformes; Ariidae
Product: succinate receptor 1-like
Exons: 2
Coding region: 1-1026 (341 amino acids)
Biological process (GO): G protein-coupled receptor signaling pathway
Cellular component (GO): plasma membrane
Molecular function (GO): G protein-coupled receptor activity
Source: RefSeq, a predicted model, not a curated record
AUGCCCCCGGACCCACCUACAUUUGGCGGGCCUUCAGUGCGCGACACAUGGUCCCCCCAUCCAAAACUUCCUGCCACCACCUCUGCAGACCAGGACAACUGUUCCAGUGCCAUCACUCCACUAUUACAGAGAUAUUACCUCUCGCCAGUGUAUGGUCUGCAAGCUACCAUUGGCUUCAUCGGCAACUUAAUAGUGGUCCUUGGCUAUAUCUUUUGCCUCCCUGCAUGGAAGUCCACAAAUGUGUACCUGUUUAACCUGUCUGUGUCUGACCUCAUCUUCCUGUGCACUUUCCCUGAGCUGUCCUAUAACUAUGCUUACAACCAGAAGAAAUUCAAUUCUUCACUAUGUGUGAUUAAUCGCUACAUCCUCUUUGUCAACUUGUACUCCAGCAUCCUUUUCAUGAUGUGGGUAAGUGUGGACCGGUACUUGUUGCUAUGUCACCCACAGCGUGAACACACCCUGUUGACUCUCAAGGCUGCAUUGUGCAUCACCUUCCUGAACUGGAUUUGGGUGAAUGCUCAAAUUGCUCCCCUCAUCAUUUUCAUUAUCCAGGACUUGGAUCAAAAUGGCUGGACAGUGUGUCGAGAUUUUGCAAGCCUUGGAGUGGCCAAAGUUAUUCUAAUCUACAGUGUAGUGCUCACCAUAACUGGAUAUGUGAUGCCCUUGGUGGGUUUGUUUCUAUCGUCACAAAAGAUGGUUUCUCUACUCACGAAAAGAGAGGAGAUGCGUGGGACAUCCUUCCAGAGGCCAGUAAGGAUCGUGAGGAUUGCAACAAUCAUGUUUCUUCUGUUUUACACACCCAUUCAUAUAAUGAGGAAUGUGCGUUUUGCAUCACGGAUUCCUGAAUUAAAUUUGUCACAGUGCAUCAUGGAUUACAUCAAUUCAGCAUAUAUAGUGUCACGUCCAUUUGCAUAUUUUAACAGUGUCAUCAAUCCUGUGUUUUACUUCCUCAUGACAGACAGCUUUCAAGAAGCACUGCAGGACAAGUGGAGGAAGCUUAAAAGAAUGUUAAUGACUAAACCAUAA